AUGCUCCUUGUAAAGGAAAAAAAGGAACAAAAAUCGCUCAAAGGCGUCAAAUCAACCUGCAAACCACUUCAGACCAUGCGCAAGUCAUUCAUCACCGUCUUUGUUUUUAGUGCCUUGGCUGCUGUCAGCUCCGCGUUCUGCGUCAAGGACCGAGAUGAUUGCCCCUCUGGAACCCAUGGGGUUGAAGAUCCAGUGUAUUGUGUAGAAAGUGGCUACUCUUACGACCACCAGUUUCUCUGUGCAAGAGAUUCGGUCAAGACUGUCGGUAUCCGAGGCCGAGUACCACCCCCCAACCUGAGGGGAGCUUGUGUCCGCGAGUGCGAUCACUGCCCUUCUGGAACUCAUUGUGAAAAUGAACCCGAGAUCUGUAGGGAUAUGGGCUUCCCUCCUCAAUAUCACUUGCUUUGCGUCGGAGGAGAUCCCAACUCUUCUGAGAAGAGCUCUUGCCACUGA
Molecule: messenger RNA, 453 nt
Organism: Lobosporangium transversale
Lineage: Eukaryota; Fungi; Mortierellomycota; Mortierellomycetes; Mortierellales; Mortierellaceae
Exons: 2
Coding region: 1-453 (150 amino acids)
Source: RefSeq, a predicted model, not a curated record